CAAAUCAACGAAAUACUCUUUAUUCGAACGACAACGGGAUCUCUUGUUCAGUAGAUCACCAGCCUUACUCCGACGUUUAUUACGAAUUUUCUCGGUGACUCGGUGACAACUACAAAACUGCGUGCGGUGCUGUAGAGAUUUUCGCUUGAGAGGAAAAUAAUCACAAUUAAGUUUUGAAUCGCGACUCACGCGAACCGAUCGAUCGCAUAAUUUUCACAUCCAUUUGGAGAACCCCCAUCUCUGAGUCUCUGAAAAUCUGACCUAGCAACAUGUCGUCAUCGCAGGCUGUCCGCUCCUCGAAAUACUCCUACCGGGCCACGUCCACGGGACCCGGUGCCGCCGAUGUCAACAUCGAAUACAUCCAGGACCUGAGCUCGCUCUCCCGCUUGGAGGACAAGAUCCGUUUGCUCCAAGAUGAUCUUGAAGUUGAACGUGAAUUGCGUCAAAGGAUCGAGCGCGAGAAAGCCGAUCUCAGCGUUCAGGUCAUUCAGAUGUCCGAGCGUCUCGAGGAGGCCGAGGGUGGUGCUGAACAUCAAUUUGAAGCCAACCGCAAGCGUGACGCUGAGCUGCUGAAGCUGCGCAAGCUGCUGGAGGAUGUUCAUCUUGAAUCGGAGGAGACCGCCACGCUUUUGAAGAAAAAGCACAACGAAAUUAUCACGGAUUUCCAGGAGCAGGUUGAAAUCCUAACGAAAAACAAGGCUAGAGCCGAGAAGGACAAGGCCAAGUUCCAGGCUGAAGUCUACGAGCUGCUCUCCCAGAUCGAGUCCUACAACAAGGAGAAGAUCGUGUCGGAGAAGCACAUCUCCAAGCUGGAGAUCUCGAUCACCGAGCUGAAUGUGAAGAUCGAGGAGCUGAACCGUACGGUGAUCGACAUCACCUCUCACAAGUCCCGCCUCUCGCAGGAGAACAUUGAGCUGAUCAAGGACGUCCAAGAUCUGAAGGUCCAGCUGGACACGGUCUCGUUCUCCAAGAGCCAGGUGAUCUCCCAGCUGGAGGACGCCCGCCGCCGCUUGGAGGAUGAGGACCGUCGUCGCUCGCUGCUCGAAUCCUCUCUGCAUCAGGUUGAGAUCGAAUUGGACUCGAUUCGUAGUCAACUCGAGGAGGAGUCGGAGGCCCGCAUCGACUUGGAACGUCAGUUGGUCAAGGCCAAUGCUGAUGCCGCCUCCUGGCAGAACAAGUACAGUGCCGAGGUGGCUGCCCGCGCCGAAGAGGUCGAGGAUAUCCGCCGCAAGUACCAGGUCCGCAUCACCGAGCUCGAGGAGCACAUCGAGUCGCUCAUCGUCAAGGUCAACAAUCUGGAGAAGACCAAGACCCGCCUGGCCAGCGAAGUGGAGGUGCUCAUCAUCGACCUGGAGAAGUCGAACAACAGCUGCCGCGAGCUGACCAAGUCGGUCAACACUCUGGAGAAGCACAACGUUGAGCUGAAGAGCCGUCUGGACGAGACCAUUGUCCUCUACGAGACCAGCCAGCGCGACCUCAAGAACAAGCAGGCCGAUCUCGUCCGCACCGUGCAUGAGCUGGACAAGGUCAAGGACUCUAACAACCAGUUGGCCCGCGAGAACAAGAAGCUGGGAGAUGAUCUGCAUGACGCCAAGGGCGCCAUCAACGAACUGAACCGUCGCCUGCACGAGCUGGAGCUGGAGCUGCGUCGUCUGGAGAACGAGCGCGAUGAGCUGACCGCCGCCUACAAGGAGGCUGAGGCUGGCCGCAAGGCUGAGGAGCAGCGUGGUCAGCGCCUGGCCGCCGACUUCAACCAGUACCGCCACGACGCCGAGCGUCGCCUGGCCGAGAAGGAUGAGGAGAUCGAGGCUAUCCGCAAGCAGACCUCCAUCGAGAUCGAGCAGCUCAAUGCCCGUGUCAUCGAGGCGGAGACCCGGCUGAAGACCGAGGUGACCCGCAUCAAGAAGAAGCUGCAGAUCCAGAUCACCGAGCUGGAGAUGUCCCUGGAUGUGGCCAACAAGACCAACAUCGAUCUGCAGAAGGUGAUCAAGAAGCAGUCGCUGCAGCUGACCGAGCUCCAGGCCCACUACGAGGAUGUGCAGCGCCAGCUGCAGGCCACCCUUGACCAGUACGGCAUCGCCCAGCGCCGCCUGGCCGGACUCAACGGUGAGCUGGAGGAGGUCCGCUCCCACCUGGACAGCGCCAACCGUGCCAAGCGCACCGUCGAGCUGCAGUACGAGGAGGCCACCACGCGCAUCAACGAGCUGACCACUGCCAAUGUCAACCUGGUGUCCAUCAAGUCCAAGCUGGAGCAGGAGCUGACCGUCGUUGCCUCCGACUACGAGGAGGUGUCCAAGGAGCUGCGCAUCAGCGACGAGCGCUUCCAGAAGGUCCAGGUGGAGCUGAAGCACGUCGUCGAGCAGGUGCAUGAGGAGCAGGAGCGCAUCGUGAAGCUGGAGACCAUCAAGAAGUCCUUGGAAGUCGAAGUCAAGAACUUGUCCAUCCGCUUGGAGGAGGUCGAGCUGAACGCCGUCGCCGGCAGCAAGCGCAUCAUCAGCAAGCUGGAGGCCCGCAUCCGCGACUUGGAGCUGGAGCUGGAGGAGGAGAAGCGCCGCCACGCCGAGACCAUCAAGAUCCUGCGCAAGAAGGAGCGCACCGUCAAGGAGGUGAUAGUGCAGUGCGAGGAGGACCAGAAGAACCUCAUCCUGCUGCAGGAUGCUCUGGACAAGUCCACUGCCAAGAUCAACAUCUACCGCCGCCAGCUGUGCGAGCAGGAGGGCGUCUCCCAGCAGACCACCACCCGUGUCCGCCGCUUCCAGCGGGAGCUUGAGGCUGCCGAGGACCGUGCCGAUGUGGCCGAGUCCAACUUGAACCUGAUCCGCGCCAAGCACCGCACGUUCGUCACCACCUCGACGGUGCCCGGAUCCCAGGUGUACAUCCAGGAGACCACAAGGACGAUCACCGAAUAGAGUGCCCCGACACCGGCGCCAGCACCCGAACCGAGAUCAUUUCAUAGUCGAUCUAGAGAACGACGAGACCGAGACCGAGACCGAGAUCGAGAUCGAGAAUUGCGUGAGAAAGUUUUUAUAAUUUAAAUUUUUUUGUCACCCCCCAAACGCCGGAUGGAGCGCGACCAAGAACCCAGUGGACACCGGCGGACGGCGGGGCUCGUAUAGGCUACACACUAUAAAUACAUAACACUACACAUCCUAUCUAUAUAAUAAUAAUACUAUUUUGAAGUUCAUGUAAUUUAAUUAAAAUAAUGAACCUGAAAACCUAAAAACAAAAAUAAAAACAAAUCAACGAAAACUUGGCAGAGUUUUGCUAGCGAUAGAGACAGACCAAACACCGUAAACCAUACACCAUAUAUUAUACACUAUAUACUAUAUACUAUAUACUGUACGUAGAGAUGAGAGAAAGAGAGUUGGCUGAACAAUAACGUUCGAUUGGAUCCAAUCUGAAAUCGGAGCAAUCGUCACCAUGAGCAAACCCACUAAGCACGCCACAGCAUCGAGUUAACCGAGUUACAACCGCUUCUACUAUUUGUUUUUAGUUCGCUUUAUGUUUAGUAGGUAAAUUUCUGUGUGCUCGUAACGAAUUUGAAUUUUACAUUAAAUCAACAUCAACAAAACUGAGCAAUUUUCACAUUUUUUACUUUGUAUCUUGCAAUAAAAACGAAACUCUAUUCAUAAUAAUAACACAUAAGAAA
Drosophila kikkawai is the source of this 3649-nucleotide messenger RNA. It is a transcript of the gene Prm, whose product is annotated as Paramyosin. Gene Ontology annotation, cellular component: myosin filament; cytoplasm; myosin II complex. The record is from RefSeq and is a predicted model, not a curated record. Gene Ontology annotation, molecular function: actin filament binding; microfilament motor activity. NCBI's taxonomy places the organism in Eukaryota, Metazoa, Arthropoda, Insecta, Diptera, Drosophilidae.